AUGAGGUCGUCGUCCCGUUUGUUCUCUUACAAACUAGUAGUAUGCACCGAUAACACUUAUGAGUUCGAGGUUCUCGAGCCGACGGCGAGCGCAUGGGCGCCGCCACCGGCGUGUGGUCGCGAGGCUGCGGCGCUCGGCCGCGCUACAUGUCACGGGGAGCGAGCGCGCUCUUCGCGCCUUGGUCACCGACUCGCAGUGGCGUCGCCGUCCUACUGUCUGGCCGCGGACGGCGGCGGCGCGCGUUGCACCGCCCCGCUGCACUCCGCCUGCCCCCUGCCGUUGCCCCCCCCUCCCACACCCGCCCCGCCCCGAACAAUUUUCCGCAUCGGGCGGGAAAAAUCGAUUGUGCAGCGAGCCCCGAAUAAUUUCGGCAAGACGCACGGCGCCCUUGCAUCCUCACCGUCGCGGCCGGAGCGGCUUGCAGCGAGGCCGGUGAGGCGGUCCGGCGCAACUUGA
Messenger RNA from Pieris macdunnoughi, 456 nucleotides. The record is from the annotation of a GenBank genome assembly. Lineage: Eukaryota; Metazoa; Arthropoda; Insecta; Lepidoptera; Pieridae.